Messenger RNA from Cooperia oncophora, 474 nucleotides. The record is from the annotation of a GenBank genome assembly. Lineage: Eukaryota; Metazoa; Nematoda; Chromadorea; Rhabditida; Trichostrongylidae.
AUGCUUUUUUACGGUCUCUCAACAGGAAAGCCUUCAGAGAAGAAUAUUUAUGCAGAUAUUCGUGCUGUGUAUGAGUUCGUUAACGGGUCAAGGAGUGAUAAAAAGAUAGUGCUGAUUGGGUAUAGCCUUGGUACAGCUGCUGUUUCGCAUCUGGCCGCCAGCACUCCGAACGGGGUUGUUGGAGUGGUGCUCGUUGCUCCUUUCACUAGUGGCCUUCGUCUGUACAGUGCAAAUCCUGGGAAAGAGAGCACCAGCCGGCUCGACAGAUUUACCACAAUUGAAAAGGUUCCGCGAAUCACGGUGCCACUUUUGGUAUGCCACGGUUCUCGUGAUGAUGCUAUUGGUGUUGAGCAUGGUCUGGAAAUAGCAAAACGAGCUUCUCGUUGUGUGCCACCUCUGAUCUUACCCGAUGCUAACCAUCUAACAAUAUUCAGCGGGAGAUACCCGGAAACAUUCAAAAGAAUACGACAGUAA